Molecule: messenger RNA, 486 nt
Organism: Ascoidea rubescens DSM 1968
Lineage: Eukaryota; Fungi; Ascomycota; Saccharomycetes; Ascoideales; Ascoideaceae
Gene: MBF1
Product: multiprotein-bridging factor 1
Exons: 1
Coding region: 1-486 (161 amino acids)
Cellular component (GO): nucleus
Molecular function (GO): DNA binding
Source: RefSeq, a predicted model, not a curated record
AUGUCUGCUUGGGGUUCUAACUCAAAUGUCGAUUGGGAUAAAGAAACUGUCAUUGGUCGUAAUGUUCGUCGUGGUAACUCAGGCCCAAGACAAAAUGUAGCCAAAUCUCAAAGUCAGGUCAAUCAAGCAAGAAGAACUGGUGGUGUCGUAUCAGUCGAUAAAAAAUACUUUGGUGGUGCCAACAAAAAGGGCGAUGCUGAAGGUCAAAGAUUAACUAAAGUAGAUAGAAGUGAUGAAAUCGUUAAACCAAAGACAAUUGAUCUUGCCGUCGGUAAAACUAUCUCAAAAAUCAGAUUGGAGAAAAAACUAACUCAAAAGGAUUUGGCAACUAAGAUAAAUGAAAAACCAACCGUUAUCAACGAUUAUGAGGCAGGUAGAGCUAUUCCUGUUCAAUCUGUUCUUGCUAAGUUGGAAAGAGUUUUAGGCGUUAAAUUAAGAGGCAAAGAUAUUGGCCAACCGCUAUUCCAAAAGAAAGAAAAAAAAUAA